AUGCUACGCCUCAUUGGCCUAUUUGCUGCCCCCUCACAUCUCCCUGCCCCCCUCCAGCUCUCACUCGUCCGUGGCCUUCACAAACUUAAGCUUAAAACUCACAAGGGCACAUUAAAGCGUUGGCGUCGUCGAGUGGCUCCUGGUGGUCCAGCCGCCGAGCAAUUUGUGCGGUCUAAAGCUGGAAGAAACCACGGUAAUAUCGGCUGGUCCCAUCGUGCUUUGGCAGCAUUGUCUCGUCGUGUUCCAGCUCAUUCGACACAUGUCAAAGCUCUGCGUAAACUGCUGCCUUAUUAA
This is a messenger RNA of Henningerozyma blattae CBS 6284, 294 nucleotides long. It is a transcript of the gene MRP35, whose product is annotated as mitochondrial 54S ribosomal protein bL35m MRP35. The coding region runs from base 1 to 294 and encodes 97 amino acids. The transcript has a single exon. Gene Ontology annotation, biological process: translation. NCBI's taxonomy places the organism in Eukaryota, Fungi, Ascomycota, Saccharomycetes, Saccharomycetales, Saccharomycetaceae. Gene Ontology annotation, molecular function: structural constituent of ribosome. The record is from RefSeq and is a predicted model, not a curated record. Gene Ontology annotation, cellular component: ribosome.